AUGUUUUCUGACUCUCAUAAAAUGAAACUCAUCGACGAUGCCAUUUAUGAGGUCGAUGCUAAGUUCGUCAAUGUGUCGAACAAGGUUGAUGACAGUCUCAUCGGAGCAAACCCCUCUGCUGAAGAAGCUGGUGAAAACUUAGAUGAUGGAGUUGAGCGGGUCAUUGACCUGGUACAUGGGAAUAGGCUUUGCGAAACUCAUUUUGAUCCGAAAGGUUUCAAAGUUUAUCUGAAGGAUUACCUGAAAAAAGUGAAGGAAUUGGUCGCGAAGAAGGAUCCCGCGCGAGUCGAAAGUUUUCAGAAGGCUGUAGAGACGUACAUGAAGAAUGUCCUGGCUAAUUUCAAAGAUUAUCAAUUCUUCAUCGGUGAGAAAAUGGAUCCUAACGGUUGUGUCGCCUUGAUGAAUUAUCGGGAGGAUGGAAUGACGCCUUACUUUGUAUUCUUAAAAGAUGGGCUCGUAGAGGAAAAAUAUGUAGGUUUCGUGGUUACUCUGAUAAUUUUCUUUCCAGUGAUUCUGAUUUUGUAUUAA
Messenger RNA from Opisthorchis viverrini, 528 nucleotides. RefSeq lists its product as hypothetical. The record is from RefSeq and is a predicted model, not a curated record. The transcript has 2 exons. Gene Ontology annotation, cellular component: cytoplasm. Gene Ontology annotation, molecular function: calcium ion binding. Bases 1 to 528 code for a protein of 175 amino acids. NCBI's taxonomy places the organism in Eukaryota, Metazoa, Platyhelminthes, Trematoda, Opisthorchiida, Opisthorchiidae.